Molecule: messenger RNA, 1197 nt
Organism: Danio aesculapii
Lineage: Eukaryota; Metazoa; Chordata; Actinopteri; Cypriniformes; Danionidae
Gene: nosip
Product: nitric oxide synthase interacting protein
Exons: 10
Coding region: 72-986 (304 amino acids)
Cellular component (GO): nucleus
Molecular function (GO): ubiquitin protein ligase activity
Source: RefSeq, a predicted model, not a curated record
GAAAAUGUUUAUGACGAACCAGGAAGAGGAGCAACGGAUCUUUUCCGGUUUACGAUCAUAGGAGAAUAAACAUGACUCGACACGGGAAGAACUGCACCGCAGGAGCCGUUUACACUUAUCACGAGAAGAGGAAAGACACUGCGGCUUCGGGUUAUGGGACACAGAGUGUGCGUUUGGGGAAGGAUGCAAUCAAAGAUUUUGACUGCUGCUCUCUGUCCUUGCAGCCCUGCAGAGACCCUGUCCUAACGGAAGAUGGAUACUUGUAUGAAAAAGAGGCCAUUCUGCAAUACAUCCUUCAUCAGAAAACAGAAAUUGCCAAGAAAAUGAAGGCAUAUGAGAAGCAGAAACAGGCUCUGAAGAGUGAAGGCCAGCUGGAGUCCAAAUCUGAGGAGCGAGAGAGAGCUGAGAAGUUCAAACAGAGAGAGAAUAACAUCGUCUCCAAACCAAUUAACCCCUUUACUUCAGGGAAAUCUAAAGAUGAAGGAAACCAGAAUGGCUCAACCAGCUCCUCCAGUACUGACACUUCAUCAGGAGAGUCCAGUUCCUCUUCAGCUCUGCCCAGUUUCUGGAUUCCCAGCCUCACACCAGAGGCCAAACCCACCUUACUUAAAAAACCUUCAAAGACAGUGUCGUGCCCCAUGUCAGGGCGUCCUUUGAAGAUGAGUGAUUUGAUUACAGUCCGUUUCACUCCACUGGACCCCAGUUUGGACCGAGUGGCCCUUCUCACACGUCAAGACAGAUACGUGUGUGCAGUUACCAAAGACACACUUGGAAACUCAGUGCCCUGUGCAGUUCUUAGACCCUCUGGAGUCGUAGUCACUAUGGAGUGCGUGGAGAAGCUCAUAAAGAAAGACAUGAUUGAUCCAGUAACUGGAGACAAACUGAAAGAGAGGGACAUAAUACCAAUUCAGAGGGGUGGGACUGGCUUUGCGGGCUCAGGAGUGGAUCUCAAAGCUAAAGAGGCCAGACCCGUUAUGCAAGCAUAAAUGUGAGGAUUGGACAACGCUGUGAUGCUGUAAAUAUUAUCAUUCACUCAUUCUCCUAGACUUUAUUAUAGGUCAUUUGUUGUUAUUUCUUUGGUGAGGGAUAAUUUUUGAGUAUUUUUUCCAUGCCUGUAAAGAAGUUAUGUCACAUGUACACAUUAUGUAGUUGAUUUUUGUUUGUUCAAUAAAUCAUUCAUUUUACACACUUUUAAAA